This is a messenger RNA of Miscanthus lutarioriparius, 504 nucleotides long. The record is from the annotation of a GenBank genome assembly. Lineage: Eukaryota; Viridiplantae; Streptophyta; Magnoliopsida; Poales; Poaceae.
AUGGGAGGUGUGUCGUUGAACCAGCCGUUGAUCAACGACGACCCGCUGCCCCUGCCCCUGCCCGGCAGUAUCGCCAAGCAGGGUGAUCAAAUUGAAGGCUUGUUGUCAGCUGGAUGGACAAAUGAGCGGCACAGCUCGUACAUAAGCUCCAUGGAGGCAUCUUUCGUGGAGCAACUUUAUGGCCAAGAGAACUGCAGCUAUGAUGCUAAUAAGAACAAUCUCCGUAAUAUUGUUAUAAACAACCUCCCUGAGAAUCCCUGGGUAAGGCGUUUCAAGCCACGCGGUGCCUGUGUGAAUCACCGUGGCAUUGGGAUGGAACCUAUUGUUGACGAUUAUGGGUCAGGCACUGACACGGUCCGAGAGAAGGUCCGGACCCAUGCAGGAGUAGUGAAGACUUCUGUUAUUAUUGGUAAAAGCAAAGGUCACUACCUUGUCUUUCCUUUCCAGCAAAAUGUGUCCUCUAUAUGUUUCACUUUGUUCGAACCUAUUUUGGUAGUACUUUGA